AUCCCUAUCGGAAAGUGCUACUGACAGUUUGUGCCCAAAAACUACACGAAAAAAUGACAUUGGUUGCUCGCAGUUUGACAGAUUAUGUAAGCCGAAAAUCUUCGUAGUUCGAACGAGAUCGAAAGGUGUAUCAGCUGAGUAACUUCCGCACAUUCAGUAACGAUGGCCGCACGCAGAAUCGCUCAGUCCAGCGUUAAUUGGGCCGCCCUGGCCGAACGCGUUCCGCCGAACCAGAAAACUAACCUUACCGCAUUCAAGUCGAUGAGCGACAAGUAUCUGCGAAGCGUAAUGGCCAACCCGGAAGCCCCACCCAAGUUGGACUGGGCUUACUACCAGAAGAAUGUGCCCAUCGCCGGAAUGGUGGAUAAGUUCCAGAAGGCCUACGAAGCCCUGCAAGUCCCGUACCCGGUUGAUAACGUGACGGCCCAGGUCGAAGCUCAGGAAAAACAGGUUCGCGAUGAAAUUGCCAAGUUCUGCAAGGAAUCCGAGGGCAGAAUUGCCGACUACCAAAGCCAGAUCGCCGCCCUCAAGGCUCUGCUUCCGUUCGACCAGAUGACCAUGGAAGACUACCGCGAUGCCUACCCCGAUCAAGCUUUGGACCCCAUCAACCGCCCAACGUUCUGGCCACACACCCCCGAGGAACAGGAAGUUGGUGCUCCCAAUGCUGAGCCUCAUCAUUAAGGGGAGGAGUUUUCGAAGCGAUUAGGCAGAAAAUAUUAUGCUUUCUAGAAAAGCUGCCGUUAGAACAUCAAAUUGGUCAAAUUUAAUUGAAUAAAAGCUACCGUAUGAACUAAA
Aedes albopictus (Asian tiger mosquito) is the source of this 795-nucleotide messenger RNA. It is a transcript of the gene ATPsynD, whose product is annotated as ATP synthase subunit d, mitochondrial. The coding region runs from base 163 to 681 and encodes 172 amino acids. Lineage: Eukaryota; Metazoa; Arthropoda; Insecta; Diptera; Culicidae. The transcript is spliced from 3 exons. The record is from RefSeq and is a predicted model, not a curated record. Gene Ontology annotation, molecular function: proton-transporting ATP synthase activity, rotational mechanism. Gene Ontology annotation, biological process: proton motive force-driven ATP synthesis.